GAUACGGGGCUCGUGGACAUAGACGCUCGUGGAGUCAGUCUGACCAAUCAGUGCGGCUCUCGGCACGUCACGUGACGACGUCUGCACGCGGGAGUCGUUCCACGUGAAUCCUUGUUUACAGCAGCAGUAACUUUUUAUUAUUAUUAUUUUAUUUUGUGGUGUUUGUCGUGACACAGAGGCCACGCUGAACAGGUGAGUCAGACUCAGGUGACAUGUUGAGCUCCAAGCUGCUGACCCUGGUGCUGGUGGUCCGGCCGGGCAGAGUGCUGCUCGGCAUGAAGAAGAGAGGCUUCGGGGCUGGGAAGUGGAACGGCUUUGGGGGCAAAGUUCAACCUGGAGAGACCAUCGAGGAUGCUGCAAGGAGAGAACUGCAAGAAGAAAGCGGCCUCACGGUGGAUGCUCUUGAGAAGAUCGGAAAUAUAAAAUUUGAAUUUGUCGGAGACACACAGCUCCUUGACGUCCAUGUUUUCAGAGCCGAUAAUUAUAAUGGAGAACCAACAGAAUCAGAGGAAAUGAGGCCCCAGUGGUUUGAUUGUGACAAAAUCCCUUUCAGUCAAAUGUGGGCAGAUGACAUCCUGUGGUUCCCCCUGAUGCUCCAGAAGAAGAAAUUUGUUGGGUACUUUAAGUUUCAGGGUCAUGAUGUGAUCCUCAGCCACAAGUUGGAGGAAGUGGAGGAACUCUGAGAAAUCUCAGGGGAACUGCGAACUUCUGAGGAAAUGUAUGUAAAAGCGUCAGCCUUCCACAUUUCUUCUUAAAAUGCUGAAGUUAUCUGUAUAUACUGUUUUUGACUUCACAGAAUCACUGUACUGUAUAAACUGUACACGUUUACAUAUAAAAACAAAAAAUCAAAGCAGCAGUACAAAGAAAUAUCCAUUCUGUCAUUUUAUUUUUCAGGAUAACUGAUUUUAACACAAUUCAGAAAUGAUUUCUUUGAUAAAAUAUUUACAAUAUCUACAGAAAUAAUUUCACUGGGUUUCAUAUUCUAUGUUAAAGUUAUCUUGAUUCCUGA
Messenger RNA from Larimichthys crocea (large yellow croaker), 1009 nucleotides. It is a transcript of the gene nudt1, whose product is annotated as nudix (nucleoside diphosphate linked moiety X)-type motif 1. Gene Ontology annotation, cellular component: cytoplasm. The coding region runs from base 213 to 683 and encodes 156 amino acids. NCBI's taxonomy places the organism in Eukaryota, Metazoa, Chordata, Actinopteri, Sciaenidae. The record is from RefSeq and is a predicted model, not a curated record. The transcript has 3 exons. Gene Ontology annotation, molecular function: 8-oxo-7,8-dihydroguanosine triphosphate pyrophosphatase activity. Gene Ontology annotation, biological process: DNA protection.